This is a messenger RNA of Budorcas taxicolor (takin), 2051 nucleotides long. It is a transcript of the gene A4GALT, whose product is annotated as alpha 1,4-galactosyltransferase (P blood group). The record is from RefSeq and is a predicted model, not a curated record. Lineage: Eukaryota; Metazoa; Chordata; Mammalia; Artiodactyla; Bovidae. The transcript has 4 exons. Gene Ontology annotation, molecular function: acetylglucosaminyltransferase activity. Bases 319 to 1650 code for a protein of 443 amino acids. Gene Ontology annotation, biological process: protein O-linked glycosylation.
AUGCUGUAGCUUGUGGUUUAUUUUUUUCCUUUCCCUCAUGGCUCAGUCUGACAUCAGUAGAAGAGGGGAGACUCAGAACUAAGAAUGUGCCUCGUUCCUCUUGGAGACAGAGGGCUUCUCCUAUUUUUCCGUCUGUCGUAACCCCUCCAAGAGCAAGCCGCUGCCUGCUAGAUUCUGGCUUCAGGAAUUUCUGUCCUCGGAACAACUUACAGGCUUUGGAGGGGGAACAUUUUGUAACCUCGGCUCUGAAAACAGCCACUUGUACCAGGAUCGCUGCCUUCUAAUAUCCGUCAGUCUUAAUCAGAUGGAUUUGCGGGCAUGGAGAGCGUAGGGAAGGACCCGGUUCCUGCUGACAGAGAAGGCUGGCUGCUGACCCAGGGCGUGUCUCCAGGAGGCUGGCCAGGCUGCCCGGUUCCCCACCUCGCCGCCAUGGGCCGCCCAGGCUGCCUCCUGCAAGGCACCCGGGAAUGUUCCUGCUGCCGGCCAGCCACAGCCUGGGCAUCAAGAGAGAGUGUGGGUCCGAGGGCAGCCGUGCUAGUCAGACCAGCCGAUUCCUGCUGGAGGCUCCUGACAUCUGGGGAGAUGACGUCGGCGCCCCCCGACUGCCUGCUGCGGCUGCUCCGGGGCACCCCGAGGCAGCGAGUCUGUACCCUGUUCAUCAUUGGCUUCAAGUUCACCUUCUUUGUCUCCGUCAUGGUCUACUGGCAUGUUGUGGGAGAGCCCGGGGGCCAAGGACAACUCUCUAACCUGCCUGUGGACAUCCCCUGCCCCCACAUGGUCCCCCCAACCCCCCCGCCCCCUGGCACCCUGCCUCCAGGCAACAUCUUCUUCCUGGAGACCUCUGACCGGACGAACCCCAACUUCCUGUUCAUGUGCUCCGUGGAGUCAGCCGCCAGGGCGCACCCCGAGUCCCCGGUGGUGGUCCUGAUGAAGGGACUGCCUGGCGGGAACGCCUCCCGCCCGCGGCACCUGGGCCUCUCGCUCCUGGGCUGCUUCCCCAACGUCCAGAUGCGCCCCCUGGACCUGGAGGAGCUCUUCCGGGAGACGCCCCUGGCCGCCUGGUACGCGGCCGUGCAGCGGCGCUGGGAGCCCUACCUGCUGCCGGUGCUCUCAGACGCCUCCAGGAUCGCGCUGCUGUGGAAGUUCGGCGGCAUCUACCUGGACACGGACUUCAUCGUCCUCAAGGACCUGAGGAACCUGACCAACGCGCUGGGCACCCAGUCCCGCUACGUCCUCAAUGGCGCCUUCCUGGCCUUCGAGCGGCACCACGAGUUCAUGGCGCAGUGCAUGCGCGACUUCGUGGCCCACUACAACGGCUGGAUCUGGGGCCACCAGGGCCCGCAGCUGCUCACGCGGGUCUUCAAGAAAUGGUGCUCCAUCCGCAGCCUGAGCGAGAGCCGCGCCUGCCGCGGCGUCACCACCCUGCCCCCCGAGGCCUUCUACCCCAUCCCCUGGCAGAACUGGAAGAAGUACUUCGAAGACAUCAGCCCCCAGGAGCUGACCCGGCUACUCAAUGCCACCUUCGCGGUCCACGUGUGGAACAAGAAGAGCCAGGGCACGCGCUUUGAGGCCACGUCCAGGGCCCUCCUGGCCCAGCUCCAUGCCCGCUACUGCCCCACGACGCACAAGGCCAUGAAGAUGUACUUGUGAGGGGGCCUGCCAGCUCACCUGCCUGCACGUGGCAGAGAGGAGCUCUGGAGCCCGCCUUCCCAGGGGAGGCUAGAUGGGAGGGCUAGAGAUGGGGAGGCUGGGCCUCUGCAGCCCCAGGGUCUGGGGCAGGUGGUGGGGAGGAUGGGGAACUGUUGGCCAGAGAGCUGUUACUGGAGGGCGCACUGCGGCGCCUGCGGCCUGCUCUGGUGGGCCACCCCCUGGGCCCGCCUACCGUCACAGGGUUGAGACGACCAGUGGUGAGGGGAGUGUCUCCAGACAGAAUGAGCUGGAGUGAGCUGGCUGAGCACACCUGGGUCUUGUUCACAAUGGGCAAGCCUGGUGAAUAUGAAAGCACCUCGCAGAGUGGCAGGCUGGGCUGAAGUGCCCAUAAGGUUGGGGGU